Molecule: messenger RNA, 1959 nt
Organism: Ailuropoda melanoleuca (giant panda)
Lineage: Eukaryota; Metazoa; Chordata; Mammalia; Carnivora; Ursidae
Gene: IHH
Product: Indian hedgehog signaling molecule
Exons: 3
Coding region: 1-1233 (410 amino acids)
Biological process (GO): intein-mediated protein splicing; multicellular organism development; cell fate specification
Molecular function (GO): calcium ion binding; patched binding
Source: RefSeq, a predicted model, not a curated record
AUGUCUCCCGCCCGGCUCCGGCCCCGACUGCGGUUCUGCCUGCUCCUGCUGCUGCUGCUGGUGCCGGCGGCGCGGGGCUGCGGGCCGGGCCGGGUGGUGGGCAGCCGGCGGCGGCCGCCGCGCAAGCUCGUGCCGCUCGCCUACAAGCAGUUCAGCCCCAACGUGCCCGAGAAGACCCUGGGCGCCAGCGGGCGCUAUGAAGGCAAGAUCGCGCGCAGCUCGGAGCGCUUCAAGGAGCUCACCCCCAACUACAAUCCCGACAUCAUCUUCAAGGACGAGGAGAACACGGGCGCCGACCGCCUCAUGACCCAGCGCUGCAAGGACCGCCUGAACUCGCUGGCCAUCUCGGUGAUGAACCAGUGGCCUGGCGUGAAGCUGCGAGUGACCGAAGGCUGGGACGAGGACGGUCACCACUCGGAGGAGUCGCUGCACUAUGAGGGCCGUGCGGUGGACAUUACCACUUCGGACCGCGACCGCAAUAAGUACGGACUGCUGGCACGCUUGGCAGUGGAGGCCGGCUUCGACUGGGUGUAUUACGAGUCCAAGGCCCACGUGCACUGCUCCGUCAAGUCCGAGCACUCGGCUGCGGCCAAGACAGGUGGCUGCUUUCCUGCUGGAGCCCAGGUGCGCCUGGAGAGUGGCGCCCGUGUGGCCUUGUCAGCCGUGAGGCCCGGAGACCGGGUGCUGGCCAUGGGGGAGGAUGGGAACCCCACCUUCAGCGAUGUGCUCAUUUUCCUGGAUCGCGAGCCAGACAGGCUGAGGGCCUUCCGGGUCAUCGAGACCCAGGACCCCCCGCGCCGCCUGGCACUCACGCCUGCGCACCUGCUCUUCACCUCCAACAAUCACACGGAACCAGCGGCCCACUUCCGGGCCACAUUUGCCAGCCAAGUACAGCCUGGCCAGUACGUGCUGGUGGCGGGGGUGCCGGGCCUGCAGCCCGCCCGAGUGGCGGCUGUCUCCACACACGUGGCCCUCGGGGCUUAUGCCCCACUCACGAGGCACGGGACACUGGUGGUGGAGGAUGUGGUGGCUUCCUGCUUCGCGGCUGUGGCUGACCACCGUCUGGCUCAGUUGGCCUUCUGGCCCCUGCGACUGUUCCACAGCUUGGCAUGGGGCAGCUGGACCCUGGGAGAGGGUGUGCACUGGUACCCCCAGCUGCUCUACCGCCUGGGGCGGCUCCUGUUGGAAGAGGGCAGCUUUCACUCGCUGGGCAUGGCCGGGCCAGGGAGCUGAAAAGACCCCUUCACUGCCCUCCUGCGACUGCCUAACUCGGUCCAAAAGCCUCCUUGCCAGGAGUGCACUGACCCUGGCCAGGACCUGAGUUGGGGGGGGACACUGGUUCCCACCAUCUCCUCUUUCACAGAGACGCACCAUUGCGACUUGACCAGGCAGUGCCCGUGUUGGCCACCCCACCUCAAUGUAGUGACAGAGCUGUAAGCGGAGCUGGUGGGGGGGGUGGUCUAGCCUUCUACUCCAGAGACCUCGAGGCUGGCACGGUGGGGCCAACCCAGCCAGCUCUCACUUUGACCUUUCAUACCUGCCUCCCCCAAGGGGGAGGGCCCAUUCCAUCUGUCUUAGGCCCCUCUUAGGUGGGCUCACACCUCAGUUGAUGCUGCUAGAUUCCCUGGGAGCCAGCAGGGAGCUGGCUGGACUCAAGGCCUGCUGCUCAGAACUGAGAAGGCCGCAGGGUAGGGCAGCCAGUCUGGCCAUCCUGAGGCAUGACCUUCCUUCUUGGCCACACUCCUCGGGACACAUCCAGAGACUAUUGCUGUCAGUGGGCAGAGUUCUGGGUUCCAGCCAAUGUGAUCAUAGUGCCUGGGACCAGGGGAGGGGGCUGGAUGUCCUUCCGCCCCUGCCCAAGCUAAGCUCCCUCUUCUGCUGAACCAUGAUCCCCCACGCCCCCUCCGGUCAGUCUCCCCCACCUUAUUUAUUGGCGCGGAGGGGGGAGCCCAUGGGAGA